AGGACAUAAUGUACAUAAAGGCGAAGCACGAGAUUCCAUCCUAGAACCCUGGCGUGUUCUUUCAAUUUGCCGUUGCAACUCCCCCUUUCCGUUCAGAGCGCUGGCCCGGCGCUGGCUCCUGGGGACCAGGCGAGGGGCGUAUAGAGUUAAAGGGUGGGAGCAGUUAGAUGGCGCAGUGGAUAGAGCACAGGACCUCUGAUAAGGAAAACUGGAGUCGUAAUCCGACCUCAGACGCUUACUGAGCUCUGGUCGCCCGCGUUUUCCACCCUGCUAUAAAAUGCGGAUAAUUGCAGCACCUACUCCCCGGGCUCUUGGGAGGAUUCGCACGAUGCAUGUGCAUGAUGCACAAAGCGCUUUGCAAACCCUACUGCGUUUAUAUCAGGGAGAUGACUCUUCUCCAGUCAAAUCAGGAUGUCAUUUCCUCAGCAUUGCAGCAGUUUAACAAAUUGCUGAAUCAGCAGGUCUUCACAAAACCUAUAAUCUCUGAAGAAUCCAUGGUCACCAUCGUGGACGACUGGAUAAAGUUCUACCUUUCACACUUCUCUACAAAGAUGACAGGAGAUCAACAAGAACAGGAGAGAGCCCUGCAAAAACUGCAAGAGGAGCUUCAGACUUCUUCCAACCCCUUCCUAGACAAGUACAGAGCCUUCCUAAAAUCCCUUUGAGUUCCCAUGUCUCCCACCAGGUCCUAGACUUUCACUUCUAGUAUCUCCCCACAGCUAAGCCCCUCUACUAAUCUUUUCCUCUCCCCUGGAAUCCUGUUAUACCUUGAUUUCCCCAACCCUAAAAUUUAUACCUCAAUAAAUACAAACAUGGGAAUGUC
Trichosurus vulpecula (common brushtail) is the source of this 823-nucleotide messenger RNA. It is a transcript of the gene AHSP, whose product is annotated as alpha hemoglobin stabilizing protein. The transcript is spliced from 3 exons. Lineage: Eukaryota; Metazoa; Chordata; Mammalia; Diprotodontia; Phalangeridae. The record is from RefSeq and is a predicted model, not a curated record. Gene Ontology annotation, cellular component: cytoplasm. Gene Ontology annotation, molecular function: hemoglobin binding. The coding region runs from base 333 to 665 and encodes 110 amino acids. Gene Ontology annotation, biological process: protein stabilization; erythrocyte differentiation; protein folding.